CCCACAUCCACACAUCCCGCUCUGCCUGCUGACCGCCUCGCCGCCAUGGACCAGGCGGCCUCCGCCUCCGCCUCGCCGCCCGCGCCCGUGCGCCGCAAGGCGCUCGCCUGUCUGCCGUGCCGCGCCGCAAAGUCGGCGUGCGAGGGCGUCCCGCCCCAUGCACUCGCCAGCCACAAGGCCGGCGACGAUGUUGAGAUACCCGCAGAUGCGCCCUGCCAUCGCUGCCAGCGCCUCGCCGUCGCGUGCCGCUGGGCGCCGACGAAGCGCAUUGGCCGGCCGGCCAAGCGCCGCCGCGCGGCUGGCGAUAGUGAGGACGACGAGCUGCACGCCGAGGAGCACGCCGGCGAGCAGCCGCCCACGGCCGCACAGACAGCCGCGUGGCAGGCUCCGCUGUCCAACGGCACGCCCUUUGCCGCCGCAACGGCGCUGCCAGACCUGUCGCUCGGCUCCUGGCCGGCUGCGCAGCAGCAGCAGCAGUCGAGCAGCAGCUCCGCAGACAGCAUGGCCGACUCAGUCGCUGCCUUCUGGGCCUCACUUCCGGCGGGCACCAGCGAUGCUGCGCUGCAGCAGACGGCCACAGCCAGCUCGCCGCUCGACAACGUCAUGAUGGAUCCGACCAUGUGGAACAUCCUCGCCGGCGGCAGCAACGGCGGCGGCGGUCCCUCUGCAGCUUCGCCGAGCGCCUCGACGAGCGCCUCGUCGCCCGAUCGCUCGUCGGUCAUGCAGGAUCUGCAGAGCCUGCAUGACUGGAUGCCCACGUCGCUGCCGCAGCCGGCCGUCAGCAUAGCGGAGCUCUCCAAUCCGUCUCACUCGCCCAAACUCUCCAAUCGCGCCAUGCACCAGCUCGAGAGCAUCCAGAUGCUGAGCUCCACCUCGCGUCCUUCGCGCAAGGCUGGCAGCAGCAGCGCGCGCAGCAGCUCGCUGGCGUUCAUGGACGAGGGACUCGUAGCGUUCUUCACGCGCGCGCAACAGAUCAUCCCGCUGCUCGGCACGAGUGCGCAGUACGCCGCCUGGCUCAGUGCACAGCGCAGCGAGGCUCAGAUGCUCGUGCAUCACGCGGCCUCUGCGCUUGGUUUGCGACUUGCCGGACCGAGGGCUGCACAAGCCGCAGAGCGCAGUCUGAGUCACGCUCGGCACCUGGCAACUGAGCUGCGUCUGCCGCGCGCGCCUGCCGGGCUUUGCGAUGCGCUCAGCGCAGGCGACGCACUCGACAGCAUGCGCGGCCUCCUCAUACUCGCCACUGUCGAAGCGGGCGCCGGGAAACCGGCCGACGCCAAUGUCGCCCUCGGCAAGGCGGCUCGCCUCGCCAGCGAAUGGGGCGUGCACCGGCUUGAUGCGCCCUUCGGCGAGGCAUCGCAGCAAGCGCCCCUGCCGCUCGCUGGCGCAGCGCAGCGCUGGACUGCAGCAGCAGAUCGCGACGUGCUAGAGGGUCUGCGACGCGCAUGGUGGGAGCUCUACCUCGUCGACUCGAUGCUGUGGAUUGUCUCGAGCGGGCAAGCGGGCGCACAAGUAGGCAGUCUGGCGGCGCAGGCAGCAGUCGACAUGCCCAUCGAUCUCGGCGAAGAGCACAGUGCCAAUCCUUCACGGCAGAGCUACGACAGUCGCGUGCGAGCUUGCGCGCUGAUGCGAGAGGCGCUGGUCCCGCCGACGCCGGCUGCAGCUCGCAGUCUGGCACGACUGGCGGCGCUGGAGAGUCUCGCAGAGAAUCUGUUGCUCUCGUCGGACGCGCGAUGGCGCACUGCAAGGGCGCAGGCGAAGGCUGCGGAGCUCGAGGGCGACGAGAUCAAAUUGCAGGCGGCUGAGGCGCGCGCCGAGGCGGCACUCAUGGCCAUCGUGACUCUCAACUCCGGCCGCAUCCACCUCCAUCGCAACGCCACCUUUCCCGAAGUGACGCUCGACUUUUCCUCGUGCGCCUUCCGUCCCAACACCUCCAGCCAUAUCUCGGAGCUGGGCGACGGCACUUCCUCGCCCGAGAGCUCUCCCGUGCCCGCGCGCGAUCCACGACGCGUGGCCGACUCGCUGCGCCGCAUCGACGCCGCCUCUGCUGGCAUCCUCGACAUUGUGCGCGAGGACUACGUCGACCGUACGCGUGCGCGCCACGCUGUGGCUGUGGAGGACGAGACGUCGCCGCUGCUGCGUCACACGCCCUUCUUUGCCUGCUCGCAGAUGGUCGCUGCGUAUGGGCACGUGGUCCUGCUGGCCGGCACGCGUGCGCAAGCAGAGCAGGAGACGGCACUCAGGCUCGCCGGUCGCGGCACGGCAGAGGGCGAAGAGGCCCUCUGGAAGCGGCGUGUGGCGCUGAGCGAUCUGAGUCUGGCCGAGGCGAAUACGGCGCAGUGUGCCAUGGUCUGGCCACUUGUCGAGUCGUACGUCAUGCAAGUGCGUCGCUGUCGCGCAGCCGUCGACUUUGCGGGCCCGCUUGGCCUGCGCGACGGCUGAGCGAAGUCUAGCUGCUGUGUCUGCGGCUGCUUGCUGCUGAGACGGCUGCAGGGCAUCACUGCUCGAGCCCGGGGCCCACUGCGCGCGUUCAUCCUGUUCUCUCUCUCUCCCACUGUCUUCCCCGGCUCGCUCGUCUCCACGUCACCGUCUGCACCACUGUAUCUUUCCAUCUCAUCUAAUGCACGCAUACCGCACUC
Messenger RNA from Tilletiopsis washingtonensis, 2636 nucleotides. RefSeq lists its product as hypothetical. Bases 46 to 2439 code for a protein of 797 amino acids. The transcript has 3 exons. Gene Ontology annotation, molecular function: zinc ion binding; DNA-binding transcription factor activity, RNA polymerase II-specific. The record is from RefSeq and is a predicted model, not a curated record. Gene Ontology annotation, biological process: regulation of DNA-templated transcription. Lineage: Eukaryota; Fungi; Basidiomycota; Exobasidiomycetes; Entylomatales.